Trichophyton rubrum CBS 118892 is the source of this 576-nucleotide messenger RNA. RefSeq lists its product as uncharacterized. Gene Ontology annotation, molecular function: acyltransferase activity, transferring groups other than amino-acyl groups. The transcript has a single exon. The coding region runs from base 1 to 576 and encodes 191 amino acids. The record is from RefSeq and is a predicted model, not a curated record. Lineage: Eukaryota; Fungi; Ascomycota; Eurotiomycetes; Onygenales; Arthrodermataceae.
AUGCCGGAUACAACUGUCACAACCCCAAAGACAUGGGUUCGCCCCACUAGACACGGGGAGCAGAAAGAAUUCCUGGUCUCCAUGGACAAAUCACUGCUUUCAAUUACGAUGAUGAACGAAGAGUUCGAAAAAGACUAUAUAUACUGGGCCAAAUCUAUGCCCGAGGAAGAACUACAGACGGCUAUCGACUCCUCGCUUUGUUUCGGUUUAUUCGAGCGAAUCCACGAUGCUACGGCAGAUAGCGGGAAUCAUGAAGCAUCCAAAAUAGCGCUUCCAGAACAAUCUUCCCCUCUGAAGCAGAUCGGUUUCGCCCGCUUGGUCACAGACAAUGUAACAUUCUUCUACCUUUCCGAUGUGUUCGUCAUGCCCGAGUACCAAGGAAAAGGACUGGGUUCAUUUUUAGUCCAGUGUAUCAAGGAGGUGCUGGACGGCAUGAAACACUUGCGACGAUUCAUUUUGAUGACUGGUGACAAGAAUACGGGAAAGUACUAUGAGAGACUGAUGGACGUUAAAGUGCUGGGCGAGAUUGGGAAUGCAUAUAUCCUGGGCCGCAAGGGGCCGGGGAGCUGUGUAUAG